This is a messenger RNA of Lycium ferocissimum, 2232 nucleotides long. RefSeq lists its product as uncharacterized. The record is from RefSeq and is a predicted model, not a curated record. The transcript is spliced from 4 exons. Bases 1 to 2232 code for a protein of 743 amino acids. Lineage: Eukaryota; Viridiplantae; Streptophyta; Magnoliopsida; Solanales; Solanaceae.
AUGGAUGCUGUGAUUGGCCUUAUACAUGAAUUAGUUGACCCGAAAUUAGAGAUACCUGAAAAUUACUAUAAGGCAAAAAGAUUAGUGUCUAAGUUAGGACUCUUGUCGAUGAGAAUUGAUUGUUGUGAAAAUGGGUGCAUGUUAUACUAUAAAGGUGACAACGGUCUAGAAUGUUGUAAGUUUUGUGGAAGACCUCGUUUUAAGCGGACUCGUAGCGGGAAGAGGGUUGCCGUUAAGGCGAUGCAUUACUUACCUCUUACACCAAGGUUAAAGAGGUUGUAUGCAUCAAAUAGCUCCGCUCCUCAUAUGAGAUGGCACAGUGAAAAUAGAAGGCCGCCUGGUGUUAUGUGUCAUCCAUCAGACGGAGAGGCUUGGAAGCAUUUUGACGCAACAUAUCCAGACUUUGCGGGGGUUGAGACGUUUGACGUUUCUCUUAAGCAGAAUUUUAAUUUGCGGGCCACCUUAAUGUGGACUAUUAAUGAUUUUCCUGCCUACGGGAUGUUGUCCGGGUGGAUGACUGCUGGAAAGUUAGCUUGUCCUUACUGCAUGGAGAAUACUAAAUCGUUCACUUUAAAACAUGGCAGAAAAAAUUCAUGGUUUGAUUGUCACCGUCAGUUCUUGCCAAUGGAUCAUGAGUUUAGGAGUAUGAAAAAUGCAUUUAGGAAGAACACAAUUGAACAAAACUAUCCACCUCCAAGACUUUCAGGAGAGGAAAUUUGGGAGAGGGUUGAGAACCUUCCAAAAGUUACUGAAGAACCACCGUACAAGUUCGAUGGGUAUGGGGUUUCGCAUAACUGGACCAAACAGAGCAUAUUUUGGGAGUUACCAUAUUGGAAGGAUAAUCUUCUCCGGCAUAAUCUUGAUGUCAUGCACAUUGAAAAAAAUUACUUUGACAAUUUGUUCAACACAGUGAUGGAUGUCAAGGGCAAGACAAAAGAUAAUCCAAAGGCUAGAUUGGACGUACAGGAAUAUUGUAGGCGUAGAGAGUUAUGGUUGCAGGACAAACGGAACGGGGUCUUCAAGCCUAAGGCUAGUUAUUCAUUCACAAUGGAUCAGAAGAGAAAGAUUUGUGAAUGGGUUGAGAACUUGAAGAUGCCUGAUGGGUAUGCAUCAAAUUUGGAAAAACGUGUUGAUAUGGCGCAAGGAAGGUUACAUGGGAUGAAAAGCCAUGAUUGUCAUGUGUUCAUGGAAACUUUACUCCCUAUUGCAUUUAGUGGCUUGCCUACCCGAAUUUGGAAGCCUAUGACAGAAAUUAGUUUGUUCUUCAAAGACUUGUGUUCCAGCACGUUGAGGGUAGACAACUUGGAACGGAUGCACCUGAAUAUUCCUGUAAUAACAAGUAAGUUGGAGAAAAUUCUUCCCCCGGGGUUCUUCGAUGUGAUGGAACAUCUUCCAAUUCACCUUGCGGAGGAAGCCCAACUCGGAGGCCCCGUUCAUUGUCGUUGGAUGUAUCCCUUCGAGAGUUACUUCGUGCAUUUAAAUGGCGUUGAAAAAGUGUACGAUCAGUUUGGGAAGUGGUUUAACGAUUAUGUUUACAAUACAGAAUAUGGUUACCAUGACCAACUUUUAAAGGACAUAUCAUGGGGACCCGGUCUGGUCUAUUCUAUGGACAAAUAUGUGGUAAAUGGUUUCAAAUUUACUACCGAAGAACGAUCUAAGCAUAUGAAAACUAACAACAGCGGGGUUUGGGUUAAAGGUGGGGAUGGGAACCAAGCGGGGGUCGAUUAUUAUGGUGUAAUUAAGGAGAUCCUAGAACUGGAGUACUCUGGUGGUGGCAAAAAAAGUAUUGUACUUUUUCGGUGCAAGUGGUUUGAUCCAACUGCAAAUAGAGGUACAAGGGUACUCAAGCAGUAUAACAUCAUAGAAGUAAACCACACGAGGGAGUAUGCGGCUUAUGAUCCUUUCAUUAUUGCACAAAAUGUUAGACAGGUGUACUAUGCUCCUUAUCCCUUGCGUCCAGAUAAGUCUGCUUGGUGGGUGGUAAUUAAAGUCAAGCCUGUGGGUCGAGUGGAAGUGGAGAAUGUGUUACCAGUUGCGUUCCAGGCUGACGACAUAUCAAUUGUUCACCAAACAGUUGACAAUGAGUUAGAAGAUGAUUUAGAGCAUGCAGAACACAUAUUAGAAGAAAUAAAUACAGAAGAAAUUAAUGCAGAGGUGAAUGAAUGUGAUAAUGAAGACGAAACGACUGAUGAGGAAGAAUGGUCCGAAGAGGGAGAUGGGGAUGAGGAUUAA